Strigops habroptila (Kakapo) is the source of this 1176-nucleotide messenger RNA. It is a transcript of the gene LHX4, whose product is annotated as LIM homeobox 4. Gene Ontology annotation, biological process: regulation of transcription by RNA polymerase II; neuron differentiation. Gene Ontology annotation, cellular component: nucleus. Gene Ontology annotation, molecular function: DNA-binding transcription factor activity, RNA polymerase II-specific; RNA polymerase II transcription regulatory region sequence-specific DNA binding. The record is from RefSeq and is a predicted model, not a curated record. The transcript has 6 exons. NCBI's taxonomy places the organism in Eukaryota, Metazoa, Chordata, Aves, Psittaciformes, Psittacidae. The coding region runs from base 1 to 1176 and encodes 391 amino acids.
AUGAUGCAAAGCUCCGCGCUCGCUGCUGAAGGGGCUGUCAAGGGGCUUCCCGAGAUCCUCGGUGUGCCGGUGCAACAGAUCCCCCAGUGCGCCGGCUGCAACCAGCACAUCCUGGACAAGUUCAUCCUCAAGGUCCUGGACCGGCACUGGCACAGCUCCUGCCUCAAGUGUGCCGACUGCCAGAUGCAGCUGGCCGACCGCUGCUUCUCCCGGGCCGGCAGCGUCUAUUGCAAAGAGGACUUCUUCAAGCGCUUCGGGACCAAAUGCACGGCCUGCCAGCAGGGCAUCCCCCCCACCCAGGUGGUCCGCAAAGCCCAGGACUUUGUCUACCACCUCCACUGCUUCGCCUGCAUCAUCUGCAGCCGGCAGCUGGCCACCGGCGAUGAGUUCUACCUGAUGGAGGAUGGGCGGCUGGUCUGCAAGGAGGACUACGAGACUGCCAAGCAGAAUGAUGACUCUGAGGCGGGCGCUAAGCGGCCCAGGACCACCAUCACGGCCAAGCAGCUGGAGACACUGAAGAACGCCUACAAAAACUCCCCCAAGCCCGCACGGCAUGUGCGGGAGCAGCUUUCAUCUGAGACGGGGCUUGACAUGAGGGUGGUGCAGGUGUGGUUUCAGAACCGCCGGGCCAAGGAGAAGCGAUUGAAGAAGGACGCGGGGCGGCAUCGCUGGGGGCAGUUCUACAAGAGUGUCAAGCGGAGCCGUGGGGCUGGCAAGCUGGAGAAGGAGAGCUCAGCCGAGGACUGCGGCGUCAGCGACAGCGAGCUCAGCUUCCGUGAAGACCAGAUCCUCUCCGAGCUCGGCCACACCAACCGCGUAUAUGGCACCGUGGGGGACGUGGCAGGAGGACAGUUGCUGAACGGCAGCUUCCCCAUGGAGGGGACAGGACAGUCGUACCAGGACUUGCGGGACGGCAGUCCCUACGGCCUCCCCCAGUCGCCGUCCUCCAUCUCCUCCCUGCCGUCCCACCCGCCCUUGCUCAACGGACUGGACUACGCCAUGGACGGCAGCCUGGGGCUGGUGGCCCACGGGGCGCAGGGGGUGAGUCAGACGCUCCGGGCCAUGGCCGGGGGGGGCCCCACCUCCGACAUCUCCACGGAGAGCAGCGUCGGGUACCCAGACUUUCCCACCAGCCCAGCCUCCUGGCUGGACGACAUGGAUCACCCCCCCUUCUAA